GAGUUCCGAUGAAUAAUUGAGGGUGGUGCACGCAUGCGCCGGACGUACCGAAGACACAUACGUUCACUUCACACGAAUAGAAUACUUAAUCGGAGAUAAAAAAAUGAUUGUAAAUGAAACUCUCUAGUAUCGUGUUUGUAAAUGUGAAUUAAUAUGUGUGAGUUGCAGUAAUAAGUAAAUUGUAGUCGAUAGAAUGCAGGCGGGGGGGCCGGACAGCGCAGCGGUCUCGGAGGCCCCCAGCAGUGGCAGCGAUGAGUCGGACUGCGAGCAGGGGCCCGAAACGGACGCGGAUGCGGCCCUCACAGAGGAAUGGGCGAGAGAGUUGCUGGCAGGCGCGGGCGUGGUGGCCGCUAAUGAGGUCCGAGUGGAGUCACGCGCCGGAGUAGCUGGGGCUCUGAGUCGAGUGCUAGCCGUCACUGUCCGAUAUGAGAGUAAUGGGGAAAGUAGAUCUUUGCCCCUCGUUGUCAAGCUGCCCCCUAGAGACCCGUUUGGACGACUGUUCGUGGCCGAAGCUCAGUUUGACACGAGAGAGAUACUUUUCUAUACGGAACUCGCACCAGCGCUGAACAAGUUGGCUGAAGAGGAUUUAGGACCGGGGAUGGGGCUGCCUGUUCCUCAAUGUGUGAAAGCAAGAUUACCAGAUGAAAUUGGCGGUGAUAGUGAAUUAGUUCUAGAAGAUGUAACGUCAAUGGGCUUUGAAGCAGCAGAUUUUGCUGAAGGCUUGAGUGAGGAGAAAACGCGGGCAGCUCUCUACGCUGCCGCACGACUCCAUGCCCUUUCCUUGGCACUCCGAGAGAGGGAAGGCCCCCUAGAUCAACGCUUCGACUUUCUGUUUCCCUGCGAAAGAGCCGCUGCAGGAUAUCUUCGGCUCGUGCGACGUGGUUUACCGCAGCUAGAAUCAUUUUUAAGGGGCCGAACUGACUGUAUAGAAGAAGCAGCCGCGGUAUCAGCUUUAGUUGCCAGAGCCCCUUCUUUACUUGGCACUUUACUGCGACCAGCGGAACCCGCACCACUCGCCCACGCAGACUUCUGGAGUGGGAAUCUUCUAUUUCGAGAAAAAGAUGGAGUUACGGAGUGCAUAGCUUUAGAUUGGCAAAUGGUAUCUCUCGGGAGACCAAUGGAUGAUGUUGCAUUGUUACUUCUAUCAUCUCUGACGCCUGAAAUGAGAAGAGCUGUUGGUGACCAAUUAAUAGAAGAGUACGGGGAUCGUUUGGAAGCUGAAUGUGCAAGAUUAGGAGCAGCUGCCGCUGGUGCUGCUGUCAGACGAGGAUUGAGACCUGAUUGGCCCAGAGCAGCACUGAGAGCGCUUCUACUCUGCGCUGGGAGUGUCGACGUUGCGUUGGGUGAACCAAGAGCCGAGAGAAGACUACUUGAGGCUGUGAAAGACCUACACGUACAGGGCGUACUCUCGCUGCGUCCUGAUACAGAAUCGUAACUUUUCUGCAAAAUGUUCAUGUGCCAAGAGCGUGCUGAAUAAUCCAUGUCAACCGUUCAUCGUAACAAUUACAAAGGAAAGAAAUCAGUCCAAGAUAGUAGAUAAUAUUUAUUUCUUGCACAAAUUAAAUUUUAGUGGUGUGUUAUUUGUCAUUAGUCUUACUUUAUCAACGAUUUGGAUUCGAUGGACGCCUCUACCAGCCGUGGUGUGAGGUGAAGCCUAAUCAAAGACUGAAUUUACGUAUAUUACUACAUCGUGCAUCUAUGUACGUUUGUAUGUAGACUACUAAUGUAGAUAAUAAUUGCUCAUGGUAUCAAAGGCUAGGAAUCAUUGCGGUCUAUUGACUAUUAUUUAAUUAAAUUGAAAAUGAAAUUAAUUACAUUAAA
Galleria mellonella (greater wax moth) is the source of this 1821-nucleotide messenger RNA. RefSeq lists its product as uncharacterized. The coding region runs from base 194 to 1435 and encodes 413 amino acids. Lineage: Eukaryota; Metazoa; Arthropoda; Insecta; Lepidoptera; Pyralidae. The transcript is spliced from 3 exons. The record is from RefSeq and is a predicted model, not a curated record.